Molecule: messenger RNA, 1346 nt
Organism: Pectinophora gossypiella (pink bollworm)
Lineage: Eukaryota; Metazoa; Arthropoda; Insecta; Lepidoptera; Gelechiidae
Exons: 2
Coding region: 483-1139 (218 amino acids)
Source: RefSeq, a predicted model, not a curated record
CCAGCUGAUCGCACUGCUUUCUUGCCCGCUCUGCUCUGCACGCCUUAUUAUCUUUAAGUUUAGUAUAUUUCUGUCUUUACGUUUGCGCCUUAAAAACAUUUUUUGUUUUCUGUUUUUUUUUUCAAUUUAUUUUUUUUCAAUUGGUAUUGUUGUUCAAUAACAACAAGAACCUACUUGCACCUUGAUUAUCAGUUAUAUUCUCAUUGUACGCAUCACACAUAAUUAUUUUUCUUCACAUGACGGAUUAUAAUCUUCCUCAGUCAAUUACUAACACUCUUAUUACCUAUUUGCGCUUUAAAAAAAAAAUUAAUUCUUUAAAAGGAAAUCAACUUGAGUUUCUGAAUGUUAUUAUAGGUAUUUACUACUACUUGGGUAACUUCAUUCACGCACUAAUAGCAUUUUUUUGCGCUACAUUACACAUACUUACCGUAAUAUUUUUUAUUCUAUCAUUGCAGCUUUUACCUACCUAAAUAGUCAUAAACAUGACGAGUACGUUGCCAGUACUACGACGAAAACGUAGUUCAUAUCGAUCAAAACUAACUCAAUUCAUCGCCUAUUUAGACGUUAUUACCACAUGCGAAAAACCUAGUAGCGCACAGCUUAGCGAACUUAAUAUUAGGUUAACCAAGGUCGAGGAAUGGUAUAAUGAAUAUGAUAUAUUACAAGUUGAAAUAGAAGGUUGCACGGAAAUUUCAGAUGCGGACUGUGAGAAGGAGUACCAAUAUCGCGAGAAGUUCGAUGCUGAGUACUUCGCGAGCGUCGGCAGAGCGCGAGAUUUCGCGAGCAGGUUUGCCUCUCCGCAGCCAGGCAGAGACAACGUGUCGUCGGCAGCCUCCGUGUCUGGUACUGUACUUGCAACAGAGCUACAAAAAAGAACCAAAUGGCAGCAUAACAAAGGAGAGCUACUAGUCGGCGACAUGGUCCUCGUGAAGGACGAUCGCCUUCCGCCUAACCGCUGGCUGCUGGGAAGAGUCACCUGCCUACACCCCGGACCUGACGGCAUCUCACGCGUCGCUGACGUCACCACUGCGACCGGAAGCAUUCGGAGAGCUUACAACCGGCUGUGCCCCCUACCAGCACAUGAACCAUCUUUGGAACAGGAUGUUCCAACCCCGGGAGCCUGUUCACGCACACAAUGACAACCGCCCCGCGCCCGCGUCGGUCACCGCCCGCGUCCCCCGCGACACCCGCGAUGCCCCCGCGCCGCUCCGCGCCGCCGCCCGCCGCGCCGAGCCGCCAUCUUCGAUCACUCGCCGAUCAACCUUUGCGCGCGACGCGUUACGUCGCGUCCACGCACCACAUAAAUUUGUAUCAAUUCACGUAAUAAACCAGUGAAAGUCAAUCAU